Messenger RNA from Penicillium expansum, 4662 nucleotides. Its product is annotated as F0F1 ATP synthase subunit f. The coding region runs from base 1 to 4662 and encodes 1553 amino acids. The transcript is spliced from 10 exons. The record is from RefSeq and is a predicted model, not a curated record. Gene Ontology annotation, biological process: proton motive force-driven ATP synthesis. NCBI's taxonomy places the organism in Eukaryota, Fungi, Ascomycota, Eurotiomycetes, Eurotiales, Aspergillaceae.
AUGAGCUACAUUGCCCGCCGAGGUCUCUCGACCUUGAUCCCCCCCAAGGUCGCCUCCCCUAACGUGAGUUACCCGCGCGCUACCAUCUUCGACUUCGUGCAUCCCUUCCACACCCGUCCCGCCCCGAAGCCGUUUUUCGCCAUUGGUGCCGCCCAGGAUGCCGCCCGCAUGGAGCGUGUUGUGACCUUCUACGCUGGCCUUCCCCGUGGCCCUGCCGCUGCUGUCAAGCCUACCGGCCUCAUCGGUCGCUACCAGGCCCGCUACUUCAACGGCAAGAACGCCUCCGGUGUUCCCUUCAUCCACGCUAUUGCCGGUAUCCUGAUCCUGGGUUACAGCAUGGAGUACUACUUCCACCUGCAAAACCAGACGUUCCAUUUGAAAGAGAACUUAAGCGACCCUCAGCUUCAACCCGAGUUGACUCUUGAAUCUCGUAUCAUCCUCCCUAUCUUUGUAUCAUCAACCGUCCUUACGCAUACCCCCCCCCUCUUUGCCCUAAUCCCCUUCUGGGACCUCUUGGGCUGCGGAUAUCCCAAGACACACGCGCCUAUCGAUUCCGCGAUCGUGCUCUCCACAUCGAGCCCAACCCGACACGGGCUUUCUCAUCAACAUCCGAGAGAGUUGGCCGAUACCAUCCCUGGUUGUGAUAUCCCAUACAUUCAGGGUGCAACUAGUCAAGGAACCAGUGCAACUGUGGCGAUCCUUGAAUCGAGUAUUGUUAUGGCAGAGCAGAGCAACCGCGAUGUGGUAGAUCAGACCCUGUCGGGCGGCGAGCCUUCGCCUUCCGACGUUCCUGCGAGCACCAACGACAAUCUAUCUGCUGGAGGGGACGCAGGGAAGACCGAGCAUAUCGCAAUGACUACCGCUAUAUCGAACAACUCAAACUUGAAUGAUCAGCAAAACCAUGAGAAAACGAACACUCUUGAUUCGCGGGGAGAAAAAGCCGCCGGUGACAAGGACGCUGGAGGCUCGACAACGGAUACUUCUAAGCAGGGCGCCGGGGUUGUGGCGACCCGAGUUCUUGAACUUAAUGGACUGGCCUCGGCAUCGGACGGCGGAGAAGAUACAGCUUCACAAGGUGGUUCAGAAUCGGAUGCGAGUCGGUCAGAUGGCAGGAACCAAACACACAGUGGCUCAGUAAAAAAACCAGCAGGAUUUAAGCCGGUUUCAUUUGCCAAGUUUUCGGUGAACAAGGUCCCGGGGGUUCCAGCACCACCUAAGGUGCCUGAAAAAGCGCCAACCUCUACAACACCACUUGGUACUCCACAGCCAAGCUCCCGACCCCGCUUGGUUGCGAAGACUACACUCGGCAUGCGUGAUUCGUUUUCGAAGACUGGAGCAGGCGGAGGCAAGCCUGGUGGAUCAGGGCCUGAUCCAAAUCAAGUGUGGAAUAAGAACAGACCUGUUGUGCCCGCUCCCCCGAAACACUUGACUGAUGAAGAACUGAAACAACAAUACGGAAUUCAUAUGACUUCUCGUAUUCAAGAAGAUGGGGCUGUUAGCUCCGAAGCAAAGUGGGCGGAUAUUGAUGACGAUGAAGAUGAUUGGGCCCCUGAGACGAUUGAGUGGACAGAUGGAACUAAGGUCAAUCUUACUCAACCUCACAUUGAACCCCCACCGGCUCCUAGUCAUCGGGAGCCCAAAGAGAAAGAGCUACCGCCCGUAGAGCCAAGCAUCGUGAAGGAGCCCGUCAAGGUUGCACCGAGGCCAGCUGUAUCAAUGGGAUCCCGUGCUAUGGUACUCAAAGUUGGAGCGAACGCUGAACGGCAAGCCAGAACUGCGGGUGCUUCUUCCAACGGUACAAAUGACAAAGUUCCAUCUAGCUCCACAAGCCCAGCACCGCCAUCCAAGUCUCCUUGGGCCCCUUUGCCUCCCGUUGAACGAGUAUCUCCAGUCAAUGCCCCGGCUCAGCCCCAUCAACAGCGCAUGCCCGUGAGAUACCCCCAGAGAGAUGACGGCCAUCAUGCCCCAAUGGCACCACCCAAGGAGAUUGCAGCGGAUGAUUUCAACCGUGCAUGGAAAGACCAGUCAGAUUUGCCUCAGCUUUUCAAUCCUCGAUCUUCCCAGUACGAGCCAGUGGCAGAAACCAGGAGAGGAUCUUGGCGUCAUGACCAACACCCCCGUGCUCUUGCAGUCUUGCAGAGGCCAAAUGAUCACCCAAGUGGACCGGCAGAGCCAUCUGCUGCAUUCCAGACGCACAGGUCUAGCCAUCAGGAUGGCAUGGGCUGGGGUGGCCGUCGUCGCACAUCAUCAAACGUGAGCGGAGGAAGCGGAGGAUUUGCCCGUAGGAUGUCAGUUGGCCGGUUUGAUGCCCCUCCGAGAUAUAAUGAUGCUCGAAGAGGUUCUCAAGUGAACGGUCUGGGUGAUUCAGCAAUAGUGGGCCACGAGCAACACCAUGGCAAAGAUGAAAUUCUUCCGUCUGGUCCAAAUGGUACAACACGUCCAGCUGUUGAUGUAGGUAUGUCUCCUGUGGAAACACAGGCAGAGGUUCCUCAAGUUCCUCAAGUUCCUCAAGUUCAGCAAGAAUCUCAGGAGGACCCUGUUGCUCUGCAAGAGCGUAUUAUGAAGGAGAAACGUCUAGAGGCGAGGCAACGAAGAAUUGAGCAAGAGGAGAAAGAGGAAGCGGCUAAAAAGGAGAGGAUUAGACAACGUCUCGCGGCCAUGGGUCCUGCGCCAGAGAAGAAAGCUCCCGAAACGCGCAACCCCCCCUCAUCUCUUCAACCUCAACCUCAACCUCACUCCCACCCUCUUCAUCCUCCCCAAACCCCUUCUCAACUUCCUAUUCAACCUAUCCACUCUAUUUCUUCACCACCCAAACCUCCUGUUCCAGAACCCAACCGGGAACCAAAACAGUAUGGUAUGAUGAAAGUGCAUCAUCCAGACUCUGUCAAGAAACUCGUUGGUGCACAUGACCGGACAUCUGAGGCCAAACAUCUCAACCGACGUGUCUCAUCACCCCACCAAGAAACUCAUCGUGACUCUGCACCUGCAUCUGCUUCACAUUUCAAAACCGAACCUCACUCACCCGCCCAGAGCAAGGCAUCUGAUCAAAAGCUCGACGAGCACGGUACUCAGUGGCAAGGCAAUUUAACUUCUACUUCACCGUGGUCCCAUCCCAAUAUUGCUGUGCCAUCUACAUCGGCCAAAAACCUGUGGAAACCAUUUGGCAGUGACCGCACUCCAACUCUCGGUAACGGCAUCUUUGACCAACCUCUGGGGACUUUUGCAUCACGCGAAAACCCUCUAGGCCAACUCGGCUUGGAUCCGUCAAAUAUGCCUACCCCUCCCAAGUUCUCUGCUCCUAAGGAGCCAACUGAUUCUUUGCCGUCACCUGAGGCACGUCACCCCUCAUUUGAACCCCUCAAUCCAAUUGGACGCCCCAGCCCAAUCGGACCGCCGAUCACACGAAAUGCUCGUGCAGUUAGCGACUGGAAUAACUUCCACGAGAACGCUUUGGAGAAGGAAUCUCAGAACGCCAAGGAGUUCUUGAAGCGACUCAAUGACAGACAGAAGGGAGCCCCAGCUCCGCCACCUGCCCCCGUGGUUUUCACUGAGACCUGGAAGAAGACCCGUGCCACUGAAGAUGGCAGACGAGUCGUCACCCGGGUCACAGAAAGGGUCAUCAACAACGAGGAAGAUAUCGCCAAGGCCAAGGCGGCCGCCAACCAGCCAUCCAACCCCCUUACCAGUUUUGAUACUCCUAUGGAUGGCCUCAACGUGUCUGACAUGGGUGUUCGUCCAGCCGGCAAUGUUUCCACCCGGAGCUCCCGAUUCUUCCCCUCGGCAUCUGAACAGUCAAAGCGCCAGGUCGUCGAGAAGGAGCGCGGCAGUCCAUCGCCUCCCCCCCCCGAGGAAGUCAGCCACCCUGUCUAUUAUGGAGUCGAGGAGCGGCCGCACGUUAAUAUCCCGGCCCCUAAGCCUCCCAAGCCCGUUGUUAAGCUUCCUCCCAAGGCCAUUGGUCCCCCGGCGCCCCCGCCAACAUUUGCUUCUAUGGCAGCUGCGCCACCGCGUAACGUGGUGCCUCCUUCUUCCACUGCACUGUCGUGGCAGGACAAGAUCAACGGCCUCUUCGGUAAGACCACUCCUACGCAGAAGAAGAGUGUCUUAGCUGUGACAUCGGCAACCAAGGAGCCUCUUCCUGUUCAUGCUACUGCCGUAUCUGUCUCAAUUCCUCAGACCAAGAUUGGUUCACAGGCUGGCGAUGGUGAUUUCGCCGUUCGACAAGUCAAUGAACAGGAUGAGAUGUUUGAAGACCGCGAACCUGGCUCUCUGCCUGCUGUUCGUGUGCCGAAUAUGGCGCCCCAGAAUUCUUGGAGCGCAACUCGUCCAUCAGAGCGAUCCCGUGGGAAGAACUUCAAGCCAGUGCAAUCGCAGAGCAUUCAGCCGUUCCUGGUUGGAUAUAAUGACCGAGAUAAUCAUGGGAACACCCGCGCUUCGGUUUUCCUUCCAGGCGGUUCUGAACCCAAAACUGUUCUUAUCCAACGCAAGGGUGGUCCGCCUCGAGGCCGCAAUACUAAUACCAAUGUUCGACCUCGUAAGGGAAUCAACAACAAGCCUGGUGAAGUUUCUGGUGGUGGCAACAAGAAGCCUACCUCUAACACCGUCCCACGACAGCAACCCCGUCAGCGGACCGGCUGGAGCCCAGAACCCCCCACUUCUCGUUAA